AUGACAACCUCAAUCCAAGCCUCCGUCCUCCAUGCCGCGAAAGACCUUCGCCUUGAAUCUCGGACACUCUCCCCUCCCGCUGAGAACGAAGUCCAAAUCGCCAUCUCCUCCACCGGUCUCUGCGGCUCAGAUCUGCAUUACUACUCCCACUUCCGCAACGGCGACAUCCUAGUCCGGGAACCCCUCUCCCUCGGGCACGAGUCUUCUGGCAUCGUAACUUCAAUCGGCUCAUCUGUCUCCCAUCUUCAACCCGGCGACCGCGUGGCUCUCGAAGUCGGAAUUCCAUGCGGGGCAUGUCAAAGGUGCAAGCAGGGACGAUACAACAUCUGCAAAGACGUUAAAUUCCGGAGUAGCGGCAAGGCGUUUCCGCAUUUCCAGGGAACGCUGCAGGAGAGGAUCAACCACCCGGCGGAGUGGGUGUAUAAACUCCCCGACGAUGUGUCCCUAGAUGUCGGAGCUCUGCUAGAGCCAUUGGGUGUAGCGCUGCACGCGUGGCGGAGGAGUCUGAUCAAGGAUGUGGGAUCGGAAGCGACGGUGGUUGUGUUUGGUGCGGGAGCGGUGGGAUUGCUUUGUGCGGCUGUGGCGAAGGUGAAGGGCGCGGGGAAGGUGGUGAUUGCGGAUAUUGACGAGGGAAGAUUGAGGUUUGCGGUGGAGAACGGGUUUGCUGAUCAGAGUUAUGUGGUGCCGAUGAAGCGAGGGAAGGACACGGAGGAGAGUUUGGCCAUUGCGAAGGAGGUGGCGAAGGAGGUCGGGGAGGUGGAUGGAUUGGGAGAGGUGGAUGUUGUGUUUGAGUGUACGGGUGUGCCAGCUUGUGUGCAGGCGGGAAUCUACGCAACAAAACCAGGCGGUCGAUUGAUGCUCGUAGGAAUGGGUCAUCCCAUCCAGACCAUCCCUCUCGGAGCGGCAGCGUUACGAGAAGUGGACAUUGUUGGUGUCUUUCGCUACGCCAACACGUACAAAGAGAGCAUCGAGAUUGUGCAGCAAGCGAUGAAGUCGGCGGAUGGACCAGACUUUUCAAAACUGGUAACACAUCGCUUCUCAAGUCUUGCUGAAGCCGAGAAAGCUUUUGAGAUGGCCGGCAAGACGAAAGAUGCGGAUGGGAAGUUGGUCUUGAAGGUUGUGAUUGACAGCAGUAAUCAGUAG
This is a messenger RNA of Zymoseptoria tritici IPO323, 1143 nucleotides long. RefSeq lists its product as uncharacterized. The transcript has 3 exons. NCBI's taxonomy places the organism in Eukaryota, Fungi, Ascomycota, Dothideomycetes, Mycosphaerellales, Mycosphaerellaceae. Gene Ontology annotation, biological process: D-sorbitol catabolic process. Gene Ontology annotation, molecular function: zinc ion binding; L-iditol 2-dehydrogenase (NAD+) activity. The coding region runs from base 1 to 1143 and encodes 380 amino acids. The record is from RefSeq and is a predicted model, not a curated record.